Messenger RNA from Penaeus monodon (black tiger shrimp), 861 nucleotides. RefSeq names its product E3 SUMO-protein ligase EGR2-like. Bases 52 to 324 code for a protein of 90 amino acids. NCBI's taxonomy places the organism in Eukaryota, Metazoa, Arthropoda, Malacostraca, Decapoda, Penaeidae. The record is from RefSeq and is a predicted model, not a curated record. Gene Ontology annotation, cellular component: nucleus. Gene Ontology annotation, molecular function: DNA-binding transcription factor activity, RNA polymerase II-specific; RNA polymerase II transcription regulatory region sequence-specific DNA binding. The transcript has a single exon. Gene Ontology annotation, biological process: regulation of transcription by RNA polymerase II.
UCGGCCGUCCUGGCGGGGGGGCGGCAGGGCGCGGGCGGCGUGGAGGCGCUCAUGUGCCCCGUCUGCCGCUUCACCACCUCGUGCAACCUCGUCCUGGGCCAGCACAUGCGGCGCCACGCGGGCGGAUACCCGUUCCUCUGCCCGCACUGCGACUACCGCACCCACCGCAGCCACGACCUCAAGAAGCACUUGAGGACGCACACCGGCGAGAAGCCCUACCACUGCAGCUACUGCCCUUACCAGACCAGCGACCCCAGCAACCUGUCGGCGCACCUGAAGGCCAGGCACGCCAUGGUCCGGCUGGAGGACCACCUGCCGCUCUGAGAGGACCACCUGCAGUUGCGAAGGCCGUCUGUCACUCCGAGGAUCACUUGCCUCUCUGCAAGGGCCACCCACCGCUCGAGAAGGCAGCCUGCCUCUUGAGAGAGCCUUCUGCCGCUCUGAACCUUGCCGCUUGCAGACGGAGAGCAGACCCUGUGUGAUUCGUCAUCAUCCAUGUCAUGCACAGAGAGACACAGAAACAGGAGACGGAGAAAUCCACCCAGAAACACACACACACGUAAACAGACACGUUCUCACACUCACCUUCCCACAGUGGCACACGUGACAACCUCCAGUACCAGUAUACUAAUAUGCAAUAUACUUACAUGUUGAAGUUCUGCUUUGUCGCAUCCCCCCUCCAGUGUAUAUAUCAUUCAUUGUGUGACGAAACAUUGUUUGGAACCUUUUGAGCAAAGUUUAUUUAAUACUCAUAUAUAGUCAGUGAUUUUGAACGGACCGAGAAAGUAAGCAGUAUUGAUAGAUAUUUUUCUCGGGGUUGGCAUCAUUGUUAGAUUGCGGAUAUCUGGCAACACUGAAAGG